Sipha flava (yellow sugarcane aphid) is the source of this 2789-nucleotide messenger RNA. Its product is annotated as trehalase-like. Gene Ontology annotation, biological process: trehalose catabolic process. The record is from RefSeq and is a predicted model, not a curated record. Gene Ontology annotation, molecular function: alpha,alpha-trehalase activity. Lineage: Eukaryota; Metazoa; Arthropoda; Insecta; Hemiptera; Aphididae. The transcript is spliced from 11 exons. Bases 938 to 2716 code for a protein of 592 amino acids.
UACCGCGAUAUUACGGUUAACCGAACUGCAGCUGUAAUAGCGGUGUUGUUGUUAUGUGCACGUUUUCACGUUCGGACAGCACACGAGCGCACGGUCGCGGUAGACACACAUCGGAUUCCUGAGCGAUCGGACGACGUUCGUCACAGUACACGCGCGAUUACCGCAACACCCGGUAUCAUCAACCGAUCAUUUUGCUGCUCCCGCGACCACAGUCGUACACCAGUAUUCCCUUACAGAUUGUUCCUUCGCACCCCGUGUGUUACGGUACGUGCACGCGGACGUCGAUAUGAACGCAAUCGUUUCGUUCGCGCUGUUGUUCAACUAGCCGUUCGUCAGUUCUUGCAGUUCACGGCCGGUCCUUUUCCGCCCCUCGGUUCCAUUCAUUUCGUUUUUAUGGACUCGAGUGCUUGACGACGAUGAUGUACUGUCGAACACCGGAAGACGUUGAAGUACACUGACCGUUCGUUUCGCGCGGCGAUAGCGGAUCGACACACGCGAGCCCCGCGAAAACAAUAACAAAUGCGUUGGACGCCGCUUGUAGUAGCGUUCAGCGGAUGAACACGAGGAGGCGCACGUGUCACGGCGCGCACACCUAUAGCGUUACGACCAUGUCGGCGGUCCAGGCCGUUACGGUAUUCGCAACGACGACGACGACGACGACGACGACGACGACGACGACGACGGCGACAACGGUACCGGAAACGCGGUAACGGCGGUGACGGUCGCCGCGCUUAGAGUUAGUAUCAGGUACCCGCGAGUUGGCGCGCACGCGUAAAAAGGCGGACUCGUUGGGCGAAAUGGUACGCGUCCGGCGUCCGGGACCAAUGAUCGGCACGUGACCCGUGACGACCGUGGUAGACGAGCGACGACCACGACAACGGCGGCGCAACAGGUCACGACGAAUCGGUCCGCCAGUGCGCCCGCGGCAGUUUGCAAGAUGCGGUCGUCCGCCGCGGUGACGACGACGACGACCAACUCGCCGAAGCCGACCACGACGGUGUUCGCAGCCACCGCGCUGCUGCUCUUGGUCUUCGCGAGACCGACUCAGGCGAUCGGACAGCUGCAGGGCCAGUACAACGGCCCGUACCCGGACAUAUGUCCCAGUGAUAUUUAUUGUCAUGGUGAACUUUUGGACGAUGUACAAAUGCAACAAUUGUAUCCAGAUUCAAAAACAUUCGUGGAUAAAAAAUUACGCCGAAGCGAAGCAGAAAUUGUAAAAGCGUACAGGGAAUUAAAACUCCGAAAUAACGGUCGUGUCCCAACACGAGCUGUACUUUCCAAGUUUGUUAAUGACAAUUUUAAUGACGACCCAUUGGUCGAGUGGGUACCACCAGAUUUUGUUAAUAAUCCCUCGAUUGCUUCUUUUGUCCAGGAUCAAAAUUAUAAGAAUUGGAUUUUACAAUUAAAUCAAAUUUGGAAAAAAUUGUCCCGAAAGGUGGACGAAGAUGUCAAAAUAAACCCCGAUCGGCAUUCAUCCAUUUACUUACCGAACGGAUUUUUCAUAGCUGGUGGAAGGUUUACCGAACUUUAUUAUUGGGAUUCGUAUUGGAUCAUAAGAGGAGCAAUACUGUGUGACAUGAAAGAUUCUGCCAGAGGAAUCAUUCAAAAUUUCCUGUAUUUAGUGCACCGUUUUGGAUAUGUACCAAACGGAAGUAGAAUUUACUAUUUAAUGAGAUCUCAGCCUCCACUUCUAAUCCAAAUGGCCGCAUCUUAUUAUACAUAUACAGAUGAUUUGGAUUUUAUUAAAAAAAAUAUUCAAUAUUUGGAAGCGGAAUUCAAUUUUUGGAUGACAAACCGAACAAUAAAGGUUGAAAAAGCAGGUAAUACUUAUGUAAUGGGGCAGUAUAAUACGCAUACCAGAGAACCACGCCCUGAAUCGUAUUACCAAGAUAAGACAUUGGCAAUGCCUUUUCCAAGUGAAGAUGAUAAAAAUGAAUUGUAUUCCAGAUUAAAAGCUGCUGCAGAAACUGGUUGGGAUUUUUCUACCAAACAUUAUAACAAUUUUGGAAAAAAUACUGGUGAUUUGUCUAAUACUGAUCCUCAGAAUUUUAUUUACGUAGAAUUAAAUGCUAUAUUACAGGCCAAUGCAGUAGUUCUUGCUCAAAUGUUUAAACUGUUGGGUAACCCAGAUAAAUUCAAACACUACAAUGACAUUGGUCACCGUUUCCAAGUAGGAAUAAAUGCUCUGUUGUGGAACGAAGAAGAAGGGAUUUGGUUAGAUUAUGAUCUAACUACUAAAUCAAGUCGUAAAUAUUUCUAUACAUCUAAUUUUGCACCAUUGUGGACAGGUAGUUACGAGAGAAAACUUAGAACAUAUUACGGUAAACGAGCAUUGGAUUACUUGAUUGUUAAUGGUGUUAUCAAUCAAGAUGGAACACCGAAACUAAUUUGUGUACCUACAUCGAAUGUUAAUUCUUCUCAACAAUGGGACUAUCCGAAUUGUUGGCCUCCGCUUCAAGCCAUGGUCAUACAAGGAUUAGAUCGUACGAAUUACAAACCUGCCCAAACCGUAGCUAUAAAUUUAGCCAAAUCAUGGAUUAAUACUAAUUACGUUGGAUUCAUUACCAGUGGUACAAUGUUUGAAAAGUAUAGUGCUCUUGAAGUUGGUACAACAGGAGGAGGUGGUGAAUACACACCACAAACUGGAUUCGGGUGGACAAACGGAAUUGUAUUCGAACUAUUCCGAAGAUGGGGACACAUAUUUCGAUCAACAUGAAUAUAAUGAAAACCUAUUGAUUUUGUAAACAAAAUUUGUUUACAUAAACUUACUAUUUUUGUAUUUUUUUCUU